This is a messenger RNA of Monopterus albus (swamp eel), 2662 nucleotides long. RefSeq names its product glycogen synthase kinase 3 beta, genome duplicate a (gene gsk3ba). The coding region runs from base 1261 to 2562 and encodes 433 amino acids. The record is from RefSeq and is a predicted model, not a curated record. Gene Ontology annotation, molecular function: beta-catenin binding; tau-protein kinase activity; ATP binding. Lineage: Eukaryota; Metazoa; Chordata; Actinopteri; Synbranchiformes; Synbranchidae. The transcript is spliced from 11 exons. Gene Ontology annotation, biological process: insulin receptor signaling pathway; negative regulation of TOR signaling; cell differentiation. Gene Ontology annotation, cellular component: axon; nucleus; beta-catenin destruction complex.
AGUCUAUAAAUGUAGCGACAAAGUCGCUAUGUUAGCAACACUGUUGAGAACAGACAGAGGAUAGGGCUUUUCCAACUAACAUAGCAACAGUGCUGCAUGACCACCGGUACUCUGUGACAGCUGCGUCUAUUUGAAAUGACAGUCAGGCUUUGGAGCUCCAUUGGUAGACAAAGACAUCACUCCUGGGUUCAGAUACGCCCAUUGUCCCUGUCGCGGCAUGAGGGAAAGCCUUUGAAGCCGUGAGGGUGGUGCCAAGCAAAUUAUGCCAUGUGGUGCUCAAGAGCGGCGUUGUUAUUGGAUCACAGCAACGCGGUUAACGCCCAUUUCUGAAGGAUACCCUCUCAGAUUGGCUAAAUUAGCCACCCCAGAUUCUCCGUUUGAACGUUGUUUUUCUAUUCUCUGUCACGGUUUACGUCAACAUCGUGAACCUCCUGUAAUGGCGGCGAGGUGAUCCCUGCAACCCUUUACGGAAAUGGCGUAGCUAACGUGCGCAGCGACAAAGACAGCGAGCCCGAAACCUAUGGGGAAGGAAUAAAAAAAGAAAUUCAGUAUCGUCGCUCUCUGUACUUAAAGCCCAUCAUUUUCUGAGGCGCUCGCUGCUCUUGGGGCCUUCGUAAGGAUACCGAAAUUUGACGGCAACGAGGGCGGAUUUUGAGUCAGCGUAAAGCCAUUGAAUUGGUUGAAGAAGACUGUGGCAACUGGCAAAUUUUCCGUUGGAUGGUCUGUAGGCUAGGGUAUAGCGAGGGAGCCGCCAUGGCAGUCGGAUCAUUGAGCCUCCACAUCGGGAUAUGAAGAACUGCAUGUGUCCCGAAUCGUCAAGAAAACACCGCAUUUAUCUUUGACCUGCACCGGAUCAGUACCUAUAACACCGAACUCCCUUCUUCAUCGCUGGCAAAUUGAUUCAGGUUCCAGAAAGCAACCGCUAUUGGUUUUAAUCGGGGGGCCACAGGGAGAGGCCAGAUUCAUGACUAUUUUAGACGGAGACGUGUCUUCAAAGGCCCGCUGAAAGAAAACCUGGAAUAUAAAGAAAUGACGCUCUGAUCGACCGUUGGUGGGAAAGAAAGGGUAGUUUAUUAGGAGAUAUGAAAUAGUGUGAAUGAUCGUGGGAGAAAGGGGUCUCUUUCUGCCUUGUCUUCCUUGUGAACUAUAACGUUAGUGUUAGUCAUUUACUGUCAUCCUGUUUUGGAUGAGAAGGUUUGGGAAAUCGAUCAGCCCCGCCGUUUAGCAAGUCACAGUCGAGAGAAUCAAACGGAUUGGAUCAUGUCGGGUCGGCCCAGGACCACAUCCUUCGCGGAGAGCUGCAAACCAGUGCCGCAGCCAUCUGCGUUCGGCAGCAUGAAAGUCAGCAGGGAUAAGGAUGGCAGCAAGGUAACAACAGUCGUAGCCACUCCAGGCCAAGGCCCCGACCGGCCACAGGAGGUGAGCUACACAGACACCAAGGUCAUCGGCAACGGCUCCUUUGGUGUUGUCUACCAGGCUAAACUUUGUGACUCUGGAGAGCUGGUGGCCAUCAAGAAAGUUUUGCAAGACAAGAGGUUCAAGAAUCGUGAGCUGCAGAUCAUGAGGAAGUUGGACCAUUGCAACAUAGUGCGCCUGCGCUACUUCUUCUACUCCAGUGGAGACAAGAAAGAUGAAGUGUACCUGAAUUUGGUUCUGGACUACGUUCCUGAGACUGUUUACAGAGUGGCCAGACACUACAGCCGAGCCAAACAGACUCUGCCCAUGGUUUAUGUAAAGUUGUACAUGUACCAGCUGUUCAGGAGCCUGGCCUACAUCCAUUCGUUUGGGAUCUGCCAUCGGGACAUCAAGCCCCAGAAUCUGCUGCUGGAUCCAGAGACUGCUGUGCUCAAGCUCUGUGAUUUUGGCAGUGCUAAGCAGCUGGUCCGUGGAGAGCCGAAUGUGUCCUACAUCUGCUCUCGCUACUAUCGAGCCCCCGAGCUCAUCUUUGGUGCCACUGACUACACUUCCAGUAUAGAUGUGUGGUCAGCCGGCUGCGUACUGGCAGAGCUGUUGCUAGGGCAACCAAUCUUCCCUGGUGACAGUGGAGUGGAUCAGUUGGUUGAAAUUAUCAAGGUUCUCGGCACCCCAACCCGAGAGCAGAUCCGUGAAAUGAACCCCAACUACACUGAGUUCAAGUUCCCCCAGAUCAAGGCGCAUCCUUGGACUAAGGUGAGUCAACAGGUGUUUAGGCCGCGUACGCCUCCAGAGGCUAUCGCCCUCUGCUCUCGCCUGCUGGAGUACACACCCACAGCCCGCCUCACACCUCUAGAAGCCUGUGCGCACUCCUUCUUUGACGAGCUGCGCGACCCCAAUGUCAAACUGCCCAACGGGAGAGAGAAGCCUUCUCUCUUCAACUUCACCACCCAGGAGUUGUCCAGUAAUCCCUCUUUGGCCUCCAUACUCAUCCCUGCCCAUGCCCGCAGCCAGGCAGCUGCCUCUACCCCAACUAACGCCUCUGCCACCACAGGUCAUCUCCUCUUCCUGCCCAUAGAUGGCAGCAGCACAGAGCGAGGUCCCAGCACUACCACCGCUUCUGCCUCAGCCUCCAACUCCACCUCCUGAGCCUACAGAGCACCCUCCCCAUCCCGGUCUCAGCCCCAGCCCAUGGCCUCUCCAUUGCCCCGGCCAGGGGGUGAGCUCUGCUCAGCUCUGCUCUGCCUUG